AUGUCAAACAGCGGCGCAGGUGUCAACGUCAACAACAAUAACAACAACAAUAAUGGGAAUGUCGAUCAUCUGGCAGUGAUCACACAGAAGUUCAGAGAGCAGAAUGAAUUGGUGUGGACACAGCUGGGCUCGGUGGCCGAGGUGCUGGGCGACCAGGAAAAGGCCAUCUUCUCGUACGAGAACGCCCUCAAGCACAACCCAUACUCUAUCAAGGCGCUGUCACAGAUCGCUUCGAUCUUUCGCGCCAAGGAGCAGUUCCAAAAGGCCUCGGACUACUUCCAGCGCGUCGUCACCAUCGACAACAAGAACGGCGAGGCCUGGGGCCAUCUGGGCCACUGCUAUCUGAUGAUGGACGAUCUGCACAAGGCCUACACGGCCUACCAGCACGCACUCUAUCACCUGCCCAACCCCAAGGACCCCAAGCUCUGGUACGGCAUUGGCAUUCUGUACGACCGCUACGGCUCGUACGAGCACGCCGAGGAGGCCUUCACCGCCGUGCUCAAGAUGAGCAGCAACUUUGAGAAGAACAACGAGAUCUACUUCCGUCUGGGCGUGCUCUACAAGCACCAGGGCAAGUACGAACAGAGUCUCGAGUGCUUCAACAGCCUUCUCAAGAACCCUCCCAAGCCCCUCACCGCCUCUGACAUUUGGUUCCAGAUAGGACACGUAUAUGAGUUGCAGAAGGAUUAUACUUUAGCAAAGGAGGCAUACGAGACAGUGUUGAAGGAGAACCCAACACAUGCUAAGGUGUUACAACAGCUCGGCUGGCUCUAUCACCACGACCCAACCUUCUCCAAUCAGGAGAAGGCCAUCAACUUUUUGAUCCAGUCCAUCGACUCGGACCCAUCAGACGCUCAGACCUGGUAUCUACUCGGUCGAUGCUACAUGAUUCAACAAAAGUACAAGAAGGCCUACGACGCCUAUCAGCAGGCGGUCUACCGCGAUGGUCGCAACCCAUCGUUCUGGUGCUCCAUCGGUGUUCUCUAUUAUCAAAUCAAUCAGUAUCGCGAUGCAUUGGAUGCAUACACAAGAGCAAUCAGGAUCAAUCCAUACCUGAGCGAGGUGUGGUACGACCUUGGCACACUGUACGAGAGCUGCAACCAGUACUCUGACUCUUUGGAUGCCUACAUCAGAGCAGCAGAGUUGGAUCCACAGAACAAGCAUAUUCAAUCAAGACUAGCCACCCUUAAAUCACAGAUUAGCAACAAACAAAAGAAGAAGGAUGGAGAGAAGGAGGAGUUCAUUGAUAACAAGUCGGCCCCAAUGACAAUCGAACCAAACUCACCAGGCGGCAUGAUGGAGAACAGGGGCCCUGGCGGUCGCAGCAACAGUGGCAACAUUGGCGGACAAAACAAUGGCGGAGGAAACAACAAUGGAGGAAGCAUCGCCAGCAUGACAGGAGGCAACAGCAUUGGAGGCAUUGGAGUUGGCAGCGGCGGCCUCGCUAACAUGAGAGAGGCUGGCAGUGGCGGCGGCAGCAUGGGACCAGGUGGCCUCGCAAGCAUGAGAGAUGUUGGUAGUGGCAACGGCACUUCGAACAACAGCGGCGGAAACAACAACAGCAGCAGCAGUGGCAGCAUUCCCAACCUGCCCGAGAUCCUGCACGACGAGAGGAACCACAGCCUGCCUUCGUCGAACGAGCUGAACAUCUCACUGACCGACAAGAGCACGCAGAGGAACAAGGGCAAGGAUCUGAACACAGCCUCGUCACCCGAGUCCCGACACAUGGAGGAGCGAGGACUGCUGAUGGGUCUCAACGGCAGACCUGACGCAGGUGGUCUGUUCCAGUUCAGAGAUAUCCAGGACAGAGCCAGAGAGAGGGAGCCAGCCCGCAACAAUGAGGACGCCAUCAUGAGAGAGUCUGAGCCAGACUCUAGAGAGCGAAUUGCUCUUCCUGCAUUCAACAGGGAGGCCUCACCAGUAAUGGACAUUGAAAGGAGCAACAGCAUGGACAAGGGUAGUGGUAGACAUUCACUCGAGAGGAUGGCCGAUAUCGAGAUGAAGCACGGCAGCAGCAGGGACAACAGAGUCAGCGAGAGAGAGAAUGGAUCAGACAGGGAGAUGGUGGAGAGAACCAAGAAGGACAUUAUCGAAAAGGAAAGCCACGAGGACAAGCAUCAUCACACCUCCUCAGCAUUCUUGAGUGCGAUUGCUGAUGCCGCUGCAUCCAAGGAGAAGGAGACAGAGACAGAGACCGACAACGAGGAGAAGGAGAAGGAGAGCGUGAAAGAGAAGGAGAAGGAGCCAGAGAUUGUGAAGGAGAAGGAGACAGAGAAGGAGAAAGAGAAGGAACAACCAAAAACCAAUGUCGUCGAGAUGGAUGAGCCAAAGGAGUCAAGCAAAGAGACAACGACAGAGAGCACUCCAGCCACCACCACCACCAAGUCACCUCCAACAACCGAGAAGGAGCCAGACGCUAAAGAUACCGCCACAACAUCAACUACUGACGAACAAUCAAUGCAGAUCGAUGAUGACAGCUCCAACAACAACAAGAACAUCAAGAUCACUGCAACUGCCACACCACCUCGCUCACCACGUCCAGACAAUGUCGAGAAGGCUGGUCAGGAGCAGGAAGAAGCCAACAAGCGAAAGCACACAGAGAUUGACACUGAGAAUGGCUCCAGCACAGAGUCACUCAAGCGAUCCAAGUCAUCAGUGGACAGCCCCACAGAACCACUGACGCAGGCUGUCGAUGUCAAAGAGAAGGAGAAGGAGAAGGAGAAAGAGAAAGAGAUUGUUAAGGAGAAUGACGACAAGGAGAUGAAGAUGGAUAAGGAGAAUGAGAAGGAGAAGGAGAAAGAACAGCCAGCACCACCAAAGAUCGACUCAAUAAUGGCAGAAGGCUCAAAGGACAACAACACCAAUAGCAACAACAAUCACAAUCACGAGAGUGACACCGCCAGCACUAGCACUAGCACUAGUAGCAGCACCAGUACCAGCACUAGCAAUGAUGACAAGGUGAAGGAGACGACUGACAAGAACCAGGACCAAGACAAAGAGAAAAAAGACAUAGACAAGAAGAAGGAGACACUGAAGAUAUUUAAACCUAGCAGCAGCAGUCGUGGUACGACCAAGCCAAACUAA
Molecule: messenger RNA, 3084 nt
Organism: Acytostelium subglobosum LB1
Lineage: Eukaryota; Evosea; Eumycetozoa; Acytosteliales; Acytosteliaceae
Exons: 3
Coding region: 1-3084 (1027 amino acids)
Biological process (GO): regulation of gene expression
Molecular function (GO): protein binding; chromatin DNA binding; RNA polymerase II cis-regulatory region sequence-specific DNA binding
Source: RefSeq, a predicted model, not a curated record